GGGAAUACAAAGGCAGAGGUAUAUGCGGUUAGUGAGGCAUCAGAACGUUUGGGGAGAAAGAACGACAGGGAUUGCAACAGAGCGAGGCCUAACAGUCUGUGAGAGGAGGAAUAGAGAGGGAGGAAAACAAAAUGAUGCGUAUGAACAGAGAGGAGGAAACACAGAAAUGGGCACAAAAGGAGAGGAGAGAAACAGAAGGACCCAGGGAGACACAUACAGGGAACAAAGCACGUGGUGGUGGAGAAAGCGGGAACCCAAACCCAGAAUCAUCUUACCUGAAGAAUCUUAACAAGAAAUUCAGAGGAGGAGGAGGAAAGAAGAAGGAAUGGAGCUUUCACAGGGACUGUUUACGUUCAAGGAUGUGGCCAUCGAAUUCUCUCAGGAGGAGUGGGAAUGCCUGUACCCUGCUCAGAGGGCCUUGUACAGGGACGUGAUGCGGGAGACCUACAGGAAUCUGCUCUCCCUGAGUGAGGAUAACUUCUCUCUGGAAGUCGGAAGCCAUUCUGCUGGAUUUGCAAUCAAGGAAUUAUCACCAAGAGAGGACAUUACUAAAGGAGAAUUAUGCCGUCUAGUGACAUUAGAAAGAAGUAAAAGUCAUGGCAUCAAGGAUUUUGACCUCAAGGAAGUCUGUGCAGAUGUGCAGGAGUGUGAGAGUGAGUGGGGAUGUGAUGCAAGAGAUUAUGAAGAACUAGUUUUGACCCAUAACAAAAAUCUCAUUCACGGAGAAGAUCAAGAUACUAAAUCCUUAAUUAAUUUUCCUCAGAGUGUUUCUGUAAGAAGUAAUGCACGUGAAUAUUUCACGCACGACAAGCCAUCCAUAAGAAGUUUGUUAACAACGAAAAAUAACGCCAGCGUUGCUGGAAACAGAGAUCUCAAGUGUUUGGAAAGUAGACCUGGAGUGAGGCUGCAGGCCCAGGCGGCCCAGCUGCAGAGAUUUCCAGCUGAGGAGAAAGUGUAUGCAUGCGGUCAAGUUGAGGAGCCAGUCAGCAGUGGUUCCUCAGUUUCACCACUUCACAGAAUUGCUCCUCGUGUGGAAAACACUUUGUCACCUGCACAACACAGGAGAACACACACUCGAGAAAAAUCUUACAGCUGUAAUGACUGUGGGAAGGCUUUUAGCAAAAGCUCAAACCUCAGGAAUCACAGGAGAAUUCAUUCUGGACAGAAACCUUACAGAUGUAGUGAGUGUGGCAAAGCCUUUAACCACCAGUCACACCUCACAACACAUCAGAGAGUGCAUACAGGAGAGAAGCCUUACAAAUGUCAUGAGUGUGGCAAGGUCUUUAGUCGAAAUUCACACCUUGCGAAUCAUCAGAGAAUGCACACUGGGGAGAAACCUUACAAAUGUCAUGAGUGUGGCAAAGCCUUUACCCAGUUUUCACACCUUAGUAGACAUCAGAAAAUGCAUGCUGGAGAGAAACCACACAGAUGUUAUGAGUGUGGCAAGCAUUUUACGCAGCGUUCAAACCUUAUGGCGCACCAGAGAAUUCAUACAGGAGAAAAACCUUUUAAAUGUAAUAAAUGUGAUAAGGCUUUUAUUGAACGGUCACAACUUUGGGGUCAUGAGAGAACUCAUACUGGAGAGAAACUUUACAAAUGUGAUGAGUGUGGCAAAGCCCUUACAAGACAUUCAUAUCUUACUCAACAUAAAACAAUCCACACUGGAGAAAAACCUUACAAAUGUAAUGAGUGUGGCAAAGCUUAUACUCAAUUUGCAAGCCUCACCAGGCAUCUGAAAAUACAUACUGAAAAUGAACGUAAGCCUCACACAUGUGGCAGUGCUAUUAUUCAAAACCCAAAAGUUUAGGGAUCAUCCGAUUUCAUAGUAGAAAGAAACUUUAAAAAUAAAACGAUUCAGACAAAAUGUAUGCACGUAUUCAAGCCUUACUCAACAUAUGGGACUCUAUCAGGGAGAAAGAACACAUACAGAUGGCCAGCAGGCGCAUGAAAAGAUGCUCAGAAUCACUAAUCAUCAGGGAAAUGCAAAUCAAAAGCUCAACGAGAUAUCACCUCACACCUGUUUCCAAUGGCUGUCAUCAGAGAGACAAUAACAAGCGUUGGCAAUGGUGUGGAGGAACGGGAACCCUGUGCACUGUUGCUGGGAUUGUAAGUUGGUGCAGCAUUUAUGGAAAACAGUAUGGACGCUCCUCAGAAAUUAAAAAAAAACAAAACAACAACAAAAACCUGUUAUAUGAGCCAGGUAUUGCCCUUCUGGGUCUUUGCUGGAAGAAAAGGAAAACACUAAUUUGAGAAGAUACAGGCACUUGAAUAUUCAUUGUAGCAUUAUUUCCAGUAGCCAAGACAUGGAAGCAACCUAAGUGUCCAUCAAUAGAUGAAUACUUAGAGGAGAUACAGCGUGUGUGUGUGCAUGCACACACACACACACACACACACACGAAUAUUACUCAGCCAUAAAGAAAUCCAGCCAUUCACAACAACGUGGAUGGAUCUAGAAGGUAUUACGCUAAGUGAAAUAAGUCAGACAUAGAAAGACAAAUACUGCGGGAUCUACUUAUAUGUGGAAUCUAAGAAACAAAACCAAAAGAGAAUGAAAACAGAUUCACAGAUAUGAAGGACAAAUGUGUGGUUGUUGCCAGAAGGAGGGGCGGUGCGGCGGUGGGUAAAAUAGGUGAAGGGGAUUAAGACGUGCAAACCUCUGGGUAUUUAGAUAAGUCAUGGGGAUGUAAUAUCCAGCAUUAGGAACAUGUUCAAAAAUAUUGCAGUAACUGAGGACAGAUGGCUACACAUAUCGUUGUUAUCAUUUCAUAAAGUAAAUGUUACCUCGUGUGUAGUACAGCCAAAACGAACAAUGUUA
Eubalaena glacialis (North Atlantic right whale) is the source of this 2815-nucleotide messenger RNA. RefSeq names its product zinc finger protein 677-like. Lineage: Eukaryota; Metazoa; Chordata; Mammalia; Artiodactyla; Balaenidae. The transcript is spliced from 4 exons. Gene Ontology annotation, molecular function: DNA-binding transcription repressor activity, RNA polymerase II-specific; RNA polymerase II cis-regulatory region sequence-specific DNA binding. Bases 326 to 1807 code for a protein of 493 amino acids. Gene Ontology annotation, cellular component: PcG protein complex; transcription regulator complex. Gene Ontology annotation, biological process: negative regulation of transcription by RNA polymerase II. The record is from RefSeq and is a predicted model, not a curated record.